This is a messenger RNA of Nannizzia gypsea CBS 118893, 1392 nucleotides long. RefSeq lists its product as hypothetical. The coding region runs from base 1 to 1392 and encodes 463 amino acids. The record is from RefSeq and is a predicted model, not a curated record. The transcript has 7 exons. NCBI's taxonomy places the organism in Eukaryota, Fungi, Ascomycota, Eurotiomycetes, Onygenales, Arthrodermataceae. Gene Ontology annotation, molecular function: guanyl-nucleotide exchange factor activity; G-protein alpha-subunit binding. Gene Ontology annotation, biological process: G protein-coupled receptor signaling pathway. Gene Ontology annotation, cellular component: cytoplasm.
AUGGACACUCUAGAACUUCAAGGCGAGGAGAAAUUAAUCGAAGUCAGCCACCUGCUCAAGACUCUACGGUCAGACUUGAACCAGAGAUCCCUCCAGACGUCCCAGCUGAUUGAGUCCCUACAAAAACUUCGAGUCCAUGGCCGAAAGCCGCAGAAUGCGGACCCAAUAUAUGAAAAGGAGGGUAUAGCGACACUAUCUGCCUACGGGUUUGAUGAGCCGGAUGCAAUCAUAUAUCGAGAAGCUCUACGAUGUUUAGCAAAUGCGUUGCUACUCGAGAAAGCGACACGCCAACGGUUUGUCGAUCUAGGGAAUGGGAAAAAAGCAGCAGAGAAGUUGAAGGAGGAGAACUCAGACGAUGAAUUUUUAUGCUCACGACUACUGUUCUUAACGACUUACGAUUCAGAUCUGGAUUUUGACAAGUUGUUCAGCGAGUGCGCUCUGGGAGAGAGUAUCAAUAACCACAUAUAUCGACAUUCCAAGCAGUUUUCCAAAGGAAAAAAGAAGAAACUUACACCCAUCGAUGAGCUUGCCCUCUCAGAGACCCUCAAACUGAUGUUUAACAUCACCAACUACUACCCUCAUCAAGUUGCGACAUUCUCGCCGUCCAUACCCCACAUACUCAAAGUCCUAAGUCGUAUUGAGAUACCAACUCCACCGCUACAAGCGCCAGUCAAUUACCUCGUCAACUCAUUGCUGAACUUAGAUCUCGCAGCAGAGAAAAGCAAGCCGUUCAGCACCAACCCGCUCUUUCCAAAGUUUGACCAGAACUGCAAUGUGGAUAAACUUAUUAACAUCCUUGAUCAAGCGGUGGCCAUGCAUAAACCAUCGGAUCUAGAGACUCUUGCUGUUCCACUGCUCACUCUCCUAAGGAAGAUAUAUUCUUUCGCCCCGGAGGGUCCGAGGAAAUACAUGGAGUGGCUUCUUCUGCCAGAAGAUAAUGAUCACGAUUUACCUAUAGGACAAUCCAAUACCCUAUCUUCCCGCUUACUACGACUCUCAACGUCUCCCGUAGCACCCAGCCUACGGGAUGGCAUUUCAGCGCUCAUGUUUGAGUUAUCGGGAAGCAAUGCCAAUGACUUUGUGAGAAAUGUAGGGUACGGUUUUGCAGCUGGCUUCCUCAUGUCUCAUGACAUGGCUAUCCCAGAAAGCGCGAAGGAGGCCUACAGCUCCAAGGGUAAUAAGGAAUUUAAUUCAGCAAUUAAUCCAAUUACCGGUCAACGUUUUGAUGCCGAGCCUGUGGACAAUGGACCCGAGAUGACCGAAGAAGAGAAGGAACGAGAAGCGGAAAGACUCUUUGUGCUGUUUGAGAGACUACGUGCUACAGGGGUUGUUGAUGUUGAGAACCCCGUUCGAACGGCCUUGGAGCAAGGGAGAAUAGAAGAACUUGACUAG